AUGGUCACCAAGAGCAAACUCAAGAUGGCCCUUGCCGCCGAGAAGGGUGUCGAUUUCCAGAAACUGCACCAGAAGAAGGCCCGUAAGGAAGCCGCCAAGAAGAACCCGUCGCAAGGCAAAGGCAAAGGCAAAGCCAAUGGCGGGGCAGACGAUGAAUGGGAAAGCGCCGAUGAGGUCCAAGAGCAAGCCGGCGCAUCCGCCUCCGAAGACGACGAGAGUGAGGAUGAGGAGGCCCAGCAUAUAUCCGUUCCCAUGGAUGACGAAUCCGACAGCGAUUCUGAAAUCGAAAUGGAAGCGAAGAUCGAGCGCAAACCCAAGUCCAUAUUGAAAGCAAAGAACGCCGCAAAGAGCGCUGCCAAGAAGGUUGCCGACGAGGAAGAGGAGGAUGAAGAGGAGGAAGAGGACGAGGAAGACAUACCCAUGUCUGACCUAGAGGACCUGCCCGAGGAGGACAAGGAAGAUCUCAUCCCCUAUACCCGACUCACUAUCAACAACACCACCGCCCUCACAGCCGCCCUGACUCGCAUCGCAUUACCUACCGACAAAUCAGUUCCUUUCGUCACACACCAAUGUGUAACUAGUUCCGAGAAGACCGCAGACGAAAUCGAGGACGUCCAGGACGACUUGAAGCGCGAGCUGGCUUUCUACAAGCAGUCUCUGGAAGCCGCCAAGAAGGGACGCGCUCUUCUCAAGGCUGAAGGCGUGCCCUUCAGCCGUCCCAAUGACUUUUUCGCUGAGAUGCUCAAGGACGAUGGCCACAUGGAGAAGGUCAAGGCUAAGCUGGUGGAGGACGCAUCCGCCAAGAAGGCCUCCGCAGAGGCUCGCAAACAGCGUGACCUCAAGAAGUUCGGCAAGCAGGUACAGGUUGCCAAGCUUCAAGAGCGCCACAAGGAGAAGAGGGACACAUUGGAGAAGAUCAAGUCCUUGAAGCGAAAGCGCCAAGAGUCUGGUGAUGCUGCUGGCACGAACGAGGCUGAUCUCUUCGACGUCGGCGUUGAUAGCGAACUCAAGCAGCAAAAGUCAUUUGGCCGUGGUCGCGAGGGCCGCGACGGUGGAGCUGGCGCAAAGAGGCAGAAGAAGAACGAAAAGUAUGGAUUCGGUGGCAAGAAGAAGCAUGCCAAGUCUGGUGAUGCCAUGAGCAGUGCGGACAUGAGCAGCUUCAGCGCCAGGAGGAUGAAGACGGGCGACAAGGGCAAGACGAUGAAGACAGCCAGAUUAGGCAAGGCCAGAAGGAAUGCUGGUGCUCAAAAGCGAUAG
Messenger RNA from Truncatella angustata, 1257 nucleotides. Its product is annotated as eukaryotic rRNA processing protein EBP2-domain-containing protein. Gene Ontology annotation, cellular component: nucleolus; nuclear periphery; preribosome, large subunit precursor. The record is from RefSeq and is a predicted model, not a curated record. The transcript has 2 exons. NCBI's taxonomy places the organism in Eukaryota, Fungi, Ascomycota, Sordariomycetes, Amphisphaeriales, Sporocadaceae. Bases 1 to 1257 code for a protein of 418 amino acids. Gene Ontology annotation, biological process: rRNA processing; ribosomal large subunit biogenesis.